AUGGCGGCACCGCCAUUGGUGUCGCCCGCGGCGCUGGCCGCCCUGGAGAGCGAAGGCUGGCACGUCUCCCCGCACGCGCUGCUCGCACUGCUCGCCGCGAAACCCCCCUCCGCGGACGGCGGCGCACCGGAUCCGCAAGCCCCCGCCUCCGCCGCUUCCGCGUCCUCGGCCGGGCAGCCACUUGGCGCGCCGCAGAGCGCGCCGAUGUCGGCGCAGCAGGUGCGCGCGGCGGCGCUAGACCUGGACCUCCGGCGGUUCGGCGAGGCGUGCUUGCCGGACGACGUGAACCGCGCCGAGUACCGCCGCCUGUCGGGGAGGCUCGUCGUGCAGGUAGUGUCAGCCGUAAAUGUGUGCGAGCCCAAAGGCGGGGAGGACGCUGAGUCAGCCGCCGCUGCUGCUGACGAGGACGACCGCUGGGAUGACGACAACAAUCCGCCCGCCCCCACUGCUCCCUCUGCUGCUGCUGCUUCCGCUGUUGGUGUGGAUGGGCUGGGAGGGCGAGGUGCUGUGGGUGGCAGUGGGGGGCGAAGGCUGCUGCGCGUUCGGGUGACGGACGGCAAGAGGAAUGCGAGUGCUGUGGAGAUGCACCCCUGCCCGCACGUGCCCGCUGCUCUUGCUCCAGGCACCAAGCUGCUCCUCACGGCCCCCACCAUCCGCCACGGCUUCAUCCUGCUGGACCCUCACUCUGUGCAAGUGCUGGGCGGCCGUGUCUCCCCCCUCUACGACGAGUGGGACAUGCAGCGACGCUACUCCCUCCUCCCCGGCCUCACCCUCUCCGCCGCCGCCUCCUCCUCUGGCCACUCUUCCCGCUCCGCCCGUGCCUCCCCCGCCUCCUCCUCCUCGCUCUCCGCCUCCUCUCUCCCUGGUGCCUCUGCCGGCCCGCCUCCCUUCCGCGGGGUCACAGACGUGCGCCUGCAAGCAGCGCCAGAUGUCACGACUGCCACCACACCUGCCGGCACACAUGAGUCUGGAGCAGCAGGCGGGGGGCCGGCAGGAGGGCGUGGGGGUGAGGCCAGUGCUGCCGGCUCUGCCCCUGCAGCAGCGGCAGCAGCGGGAGCAGCAGGUAGUGCAGUGAGAGAAGGGGGGGGAGGGUCGGCAGAGGCGGGGGAAGCAGGGGCAGCAGCAGAGGCAGCGAGGGAGAGGGCGGUGGAGCGGGCGAGAGUUGAGGCUGCUGCUGCUCUCAAACACGCUGCUCCCCACGACAGGAGCGCUUCCAGGAAGCUUCUGGAGAAGAUGGGGGAGGAGCAGGGGCGAGGCAGGGGCAGGCGGGGGGGGCGUGGGGGAAGGGGGAGGGGGAGGAGGGGCCGGGAGGAGGAGGAGGAUGAGGGGACGAUGACACUAGAGGAAUAUGAGGCGAGGAAGGCUAUGGGGAGGCAAGGAGGGGGACGAGGGGUGGGGGGGGUGACGGGAGGAACGGGAGGGAUGGGAGGAACGGGAGGGAUGGGAGGAACGGGAGGGAUGGGAGGAAUGGGAGGGAUGGGAGGGAUGGGAGGGAGUGGAGGGAGGGUAGAUGUAAGCAGUACAGCACAAGUGAUGUCAGAUGAGGAACUUGCGAGGAAGCUGCAGGCGCAGUUGGAUAUGGAGGACAUGGGGGGUUUUGUAAGUUGCACACCCUUUGCUCUGCUCUUCUUUGUCCCUUUUCCUGUGGCCGCUCCAUACCCACUCGCUCGUUUACCCACUCUCAUGCCCCUCCAUCUCCUGCCGUCACCCCUCCAUCUCCUGCCGUCACCCCUCCAUCUCCUGCUGUCACCCCUCCAUCUCCUGCUGUCACCCCUCCAUCUCCUGCUGUCACCCCUCCAUCUCCUGCUGUCACCCCUCCAUCCCACUGUCACCCCUCCAUCACUGUCACCCGUCCAUCUCCCACUGUCACCCCCCAUCUCCCACUGUCACCCCCCAUCUCCCACUGUCACCCCCCAUCUCCCACUGUCACCCCACUCUAUCUCAUUCCCUCCAUCUCCCACUGUCAACCCCCACCUCCUCGCCCUCCCCAGGCACACGCAGCCCACACGCAUCCACACGCGCACCACACGCCUCCCACUGCCACGUCAGCAUCGGAGCAGCUGUGCCAAUCACUGUUCAGCUUCCAACCAGCAGCUGAGCCCGAGGGGAGCUACGAAGGGGGCAGGGGCGGGCGGGGCAGACGGGGGAGGAGGGGCGGAGGGUUUGGAGGGAGCAGCAGUGGCAGAUACGGGGGUAGAGGGGGAGGGAGAGGAGGCAGAGGAUGGUAAUACUCCAGUGUUGAGACGUCCUAAAACUAGCAGAGGGGGGCGGGGCGGGGCAGGCGGGGGAGGAGGGGAUGGUGUGGAGGCGGCGAAGCCCACCAAGGCGCAAAUCAAAGCCGAGCUGCAGAACAUGGCGAACACCAUCACCCAGAAGUUUCCCAAAUACGCGAAAUACGCCAAGGACAUCAACAAGUACAUCGGCCUAGCACUGAACUCCAAGUACGAUUUCACAGCUCUCAGCGACGCGACCCUCCUACUCCCCAGCGACACGGAGGCCCAGGCCCUCGCUAAGAAGGUCCCCGCUAACAAGGCCAACAUUCCUAAAAUCUACAACAUCACCGCGUACCACAUCAUCCGCAAGAAGUACACCGUUCCCGCGCUCAAGGUGCUCAAGAAAUCGCAGCCACUGGGGACGCAGCUGAAGCAGGCGAUGUACAAGGUUUCGGUGCAGAAUGGUAACACCGUUUCCUUCGCCAAGACUCCCAACGCCCCCCCUGCCGCGUGGACGACGAUCCAGAUCGUGAGGCUGUACGCUGGACCGUACUUCAUUGCCCACGGCGUGGAUAAAGUCCUCAUUCCCACCUACACGAAAGUGUAA
Molecule: messenger RNA, 2820 nt
Organism: Closterium sp. Naga37s-1
Lineage: Eukaryota; Viridiplantae; Streptophyta; Zygnematophyceae; Desmidiales; Closteriaceae
Source: the annotation of a GenBank genome assembly